Antechinus flavipes (yellow-footed antechinus) is the source of this 6611-nucleotide messenger RNA. It is a transcript of the gene WAPL, whose product is annotated as WAPL cohesin release factor. Gene Ontology annotation, biological process: regulation of chromosome condensation. The record is from RefSeq and is a predicted model, not a curated record. Lineage: Eukaryota; Metazoa; Chordata; Mammalia; Dasyuromorphia; Dasyuridae. The coding region runs from base 662 to 4249 and encodes 1195 amino acids. The transcript has 20 exons.
GCUGGCGAUUAGGGGAGGAAGGGGGGCGGCCGGCCGGGGAGCGCAAAUGGCGUUGAGAUGGUUCAGGGCCCUGCUCAAACUCCAGCCCUGACCACUCACCGGGCGAGGAGGAGGCGCAGGCGGGGGCGGCGGCGGCGGCGGCGGCGGCCCAUCGCGAGGAACUAGUCAGCGCCGGCGGCGCGGACUGGUUGGCCUAGGCCCGGGCCGGCAGCGGGGGAAGUUGCGGGGCAGCCGCCGCCGGCGCUCUCCCCUUCCCCCCUCUCCCGCUCCUCUUUUCCCCGCGGGUUCCUCUGGGCUCGGAGCGGGCGCCGGGCCGCGGAACUCUUCUUCUUCCCUUCUCUCCUGCCUGACCCCCUCUUCCUUGCGCGUCAACCGUCUCCCACCUCGAGCGCGCCAACCGUCCGGCCCCCCUUUUCCGCCCCCCCCCUCGGCCCGCGCGCGCGGGGCCCCAGCGGCCGCCCGGCUCGCGCCGCCCGGGGGCCGCCGGGAAGGCGAGGCGGCGGCGGCAGCCGGAGCUCGGAGUCUCCACCCCGCUCACUCGACACCCAGGGUUGUUUGGAGGAGUUGCAAAUGUGUCUGAAGGCCCGAGGGAGAGGUUGAGACCCACGCGCCUAUGCACAUGUACGUGAGCCCGUGACUAGAAUAUGAAACAGGUGUCAAAAUGACAUCCAGAUUUGGGAAAACAUAUAGCAGGAAAGGGGGAAAUGGCAGCUCUAAAUUUGAUGAAGUGUUUUCCAACAAAAGGACCACCCUUAGUACAAAAUGGGGAGAGACUACCUUUAUGGCUAAAUUAGGCCAGAAGAGGCCUAAUUUAAAUCCAGAUAUACCAGAGAUUCCUAAGAAGCCUAAAGUAGAAGAUGAAAACUCAGAAGAUCCUUUCGGAUUCGAUAGUGAUGAAGAGUCUUUACCAGUUUCUUCAAAGAAUGUGGGCCAGGCUAAGAGUUCUUCCCAGUUGGAGCCUGGUGAAGCUGCUCAUCUGGGAGACUUCUCCUCUGUACUUGAAGCUAACAGCUGUAUUAGUCAACCAAUCACUGAGGACAUUAUUGUGUCAAGCAAGUGCUUACCUUGUGAUAGUACUUGCUUUGGUUUAAAAGAAAAGAGCACAAACCGAAUCUUAGAAGACAGUGAAAACAAAAGUAGUGCAAAACUAUUAACUAGAGAUAAAGUGCAGAAUUUUAACGACAAUGAAAAGAACAGUCACUUUAUUUACAAACAUAUUGAAAGUGGUAAUAAACAAUCUAACCUUGAAACUACAGCCAUUUCUGGAAUCAAAAUUGAAACCAAGGAUUCAUAUGAUACUUGGGAUUCCCAAAUUGGGAAAAGGUCAGACUCUCCAUCAGAAAUGUCUCAGACCAAGGUAUCCCUACGAACUGGUUUAUAUGAAUGGGAUGAUGUUGCAGAUAACAAACCAGGAGAUUUUAUUUUACGUUUCGGUAGUGAUCAUCCUUUAGAGAUAAAGAAUAAAGAGGAGUUUACAGGUAAAGAUGAAAUGGGAAAUCUACAAGAAGCCAUUAAUGAAGACCUUCUCCAGAGUGUUCUCAGGCCAAGCAACUGCAGGACGUACUGUAGGUCCGGCAAAGCAAAAUCAUCACAAGGGGCAUCACACUUUGAUAAGCUAAUGGAUGGCACUAGUCAUUCUUUAGCCAAAGCAAAUAAUGAAUCAAAUCAAGAUGGUCUGAAUCCAGUUCGGAAAGUUGGUGUAAGUUGUGGGACCAGUUUCAGAGGGACGGUCGGACGGACUAGAGACUACACUGUUCUGCAUCCGUCUUGCCUAUCCGUUUGUAAUGUUACCAUACAGGAUACAAUGGAGCGGAGCAUGGAUGAAUUCACUGCAGCAGCUCCUACGGACUUGGGUGAAGCUGGCCGCCUAAGAAAGAAGGCAGAUAUAACCACCACCAAGACCACCACUAGACAUCGACCCAGCAAUACCAAAUCCAAAAAGGAUGUUAAACUUGAAUUUUUUGGGUUUGAAGACAAUGAUGAGGCAAAAGUUGAUGAAGGAGGUUCUGGAAGUUCUAAUUACAAAAUUAAAUAUUUUGGAUUUGACGAUCUCAGUGAAAGUGAGGAUGAGGAUGAGGAUGACUGGCAAGUAGAAAGAAAAGCAAGCAAAAAAAGAACUAAAUCGGCCCCAUCAGUCUCCUUUCAACCUCCUGCAGAAAGCAAUGAUAAUUAUUCCCAGGAUAGUCAAUCUAAUGCAAAUCCAGCUCUUUUGGACUUUUCAGAGGAUUCACCUGGUGUGCCUGGAAACAUAAAGAAGACCACAAAUAAACAAGGAGAUAAAUCAAAGGAAAACACUAGGAAGAUUUUUAGUGGCCCCAAACGAUCACCUACAAAAGCUGUCUAUAAUGCUAGACAUUGGAAUCAUCCAGAGUCAGAAGAGCUCCCAGCCCCGCCAGUAUUGAAAACUCAGAGUGUCGCAGUGAGGCUUUCUUCAAAGGAGGCAAUUCAGAGAGAUGAUGGAGUUUUUAAGGCUCCUGCACCACCACCCAAAGUAAUAAAAACUGUGACGAUACCUACUCAACCCUACCAAGAAAUAGUAACUGCAUUGAAAUGUAGGAAAGAAGACAAAGAAUUAUACACUGUUGUUCAGCAUGUGAAGCACUUCAACGAUGUAGUGGAAUUUGGUGAAAAUCAGGAGUUCACUGAUGAUAUUGAGUAUUUGUUAAGUGGCUUAAAGAGCACACAGCCUCUAAACACACGUUGCCUUAGUGUUAUUAGCUUGGCCACUAAAUGCGCCAUGCCCGGUUUCCGAAUGCACCUGAGAGCACAUGGGAUGGUAGCCAUGGUUUUUAAAACACUGGAUGAUUCACAGCACCACCAGAAUUUGUCCCUUUGUACAGCAGCUCUUAUGUAUAUACUAAGUAGAGAUCGUUUGAAUAUGGAUCUUGAUAGAGCUAGUCUAGAUCUUAUGAUUCGACUUCUAGAGCUGGAACAAGAUGCUUCAUCAUCAAAGUUAUUGAAUGAAAAGGAUAUGAACAAAAUUAAAGAAAAAAUCCGGCGACUUUGUGAAACUGUACACAACAAACACCUUGAUUUGGAAAACAUUACGACAGGACAUUUAGCAAUGGAGACAUUAUUGUCACUUACUUCAAAGCGAGCAGGAGACUGGUUUAAAGAAGAAUUGCGCCUUUUGGGUGGUCUUGAUCAUAUUGUAGAUAAAGUAAAAGAAUGUGUGGAUCAUUUAAGUAGUGAUGAAGAUGAAGAGAAACUGGUAGCUUCGUUAUGGGGAGCAGAAAGAUGUUUACGGGUUUUAGAGAGUGUAACAGUGCAUAACCCAGAGAAUCAAAGCUACUUGAUAGCAUACAAAGAUUCACAGCUUAUUGUUUCAUCAGCAAAAGCUCUGCAUCAUUGUGAAGAAUUGAUACAGCGAUAUAACCGCGCAGAAAAUAGUAUUUGUUUACCUGAUAGUAAGCCUCUCCCCCACCAGAAUGUAACUAACCAUGUGGGUAAAGCAGUGCAAGACUGUAUGAGGGCCAUCAUUGGUGUGUUACUCAAUUUAACUAAUGAUAAUGAAUGGGGCAGCACCAAAACAGGUGAACAAGAUGGUUUGAUUGGCACAGCAAUGAAUUGUGUGCUUCAGGUUCCAAAGUUCCUACCUCAAGAACAAAGAUUUGAUAUCCGAGUGCUGGGCUUGGGUCUACUAAUAAAUCUAGUAGAAUAUAGUGCUCGGAAUCGGCACUGUCUAGUCAAUAUGGAAACAUCAAGCUCUUUUGACUCCUUCUGUGCCGGAGAAGGAGAUGAUAGUUUAAGGAUAGAUGGACAGAUUCAUGCAGUUCAGGCUUUAGUGCAGUUAUUCCUCGAGCGGGAGCGAGCAGCCCAGUUGGCUGAAAGCCAGACAGACGAACUGAUCAAGGAAGCUCCCACCGCUCAGCAUGAUAAAAGUGGGGAAUGGCAAGAAACGAGUGGAGAGAUUCAGUGGGUUUCUGCUGAAAAGACAGAUAAUAGUGAAGAGAAAGAAAAGAAAGAGGAGGAUGAUGAGGAGCUUGACCUCAAUAAAGCCCUUCAACAUGCUGGUAAACAUAUGGAAGACUGCAUCGUUGCUUCAUACACAGCACUGCUUCUUGGCUGUCUUUGCCAGGAGAGUCCAAUCAAUGUGACUACUGUGAGGGGGUACUUACCUGAAGGGGACUUUUCAAUAAUGACUGAAAUGCUCAAAAAAUUUCUCAGUUUCAUGAAUCUUACCUGUGCUGUUGGAACCACAGGCCAGAAAUCUAUCUCUAGGGUGAUUGAAUACUUGGAACACUGCUAGAUAACUUCAUUUCCGCUGCGGGCACUCACUCCUGCUGGAGCCACCCUUAGACAAAGGAAGAAGUCAUGAAAGAAGUCCUUGAAGAAUACACCAAGAGCAUUCAUCUGUGUCAUUCGUGUUCGGAUUUUAAAGCUACUACCUGGUCUCUUAAUCAUGCAUUCUGCAUUUGCUAAAUGACAGUUACUACAUCAAUCUGCAACUAUCAAAAAUGAGGGGUGAAAGGUUCUGAUGAAAAAAAUUCAGGCUAUUAAUGAUGUAGUGCAGUAUUUAAAUGUCCAUAUUUUGGCAGGAUUUACCCUUGCUCCCUUCUUUUCUUGCUUUGUCCUGGCAAGUAUAAAGGCGAGAAAACUUGCUGCUGAUAAUGCAACUGCUGUGUAUGUUGAGCCACUGUUAUCAUGCCAGCCAGGUGCAAAAGCAGCUUUGCUACUGAGUUAUCAGACAGGUGUUGAAGUACAUUCUGGACAGCAGCAUAACUCCUUUCUUGAGUCUCAUUUGCUUUUGCUUUUUUGUUGAAUGAAUCCAAAAUCAUAAAAUAAAGCUUUUGUGUAAUUUUGUGAUUUUUAACUACUGUCUAUAUUUAAAAUUUGUUGGAAUCCAAAGAGGCAAGAAUUGGAUAGUUUAUUUUUUUACUCUUGACCAGGUUCAAGUUGUUGGACUAUUUUUCAUUUCUAAGACCAUCCUAAACCAUAGAAUACUACAUACCAUAAAAUGUCAUAGUUCUAGACGGCAUGCAAGAAAAUAAGCAAUCCAACAGUUUGAAAAGGAAUAUUAUAUGAAAAUGCAGUAACUCUAAAUGUUGUGCCCUGCUAAGGAUAAAAUGAAAUAUCAUCCCAGGGUAGUUUACACUUAAUUAUAGGUUAAAAAAAUCUUUGAAACACUAUUCUGUUUCAAGGGCGGACUCUAGAUAUAUUUUAUAAUGCGCAGUACAGUAGAUAUAAAGAAGCUAAAACACCAAUGGAAUUCAUGUUUCCAGAUAACAUUUCUAUUAGUAUAUUCUUCUAUAGAAUGGCAAAAUCAAAUGCAUAAACAUAAAGCCUUAAAUUGCUGAUUUAGAGAAGAUCUUUUGUCCAAAGUCUAAUUCAUAGCAAAGCAUGUUUGAAUACUUUCAUCGAACACAAAAUCUCAGAAAAUGCAUUUUACAUAUUUAAGUUUGGAACAUGGCAGUGAUUUCUUGCUUUCAUUAUUAUUCAGACCAAUAAAACUUGAUAGUUUUUUUUCUUUUAAAUUAAGCUGGUCUCAAAUAUUUGCAGGCUUUCCAGAGAUCUAUUUCAUCAACAUUUUUUAAAUACCUAUAUAGGUAAUUAUAUCAUGUUUCUUCAUUGGAUUUAUAAAACUUGAAGCCAUAAAAAAAAAAAAUAGAGUUCGGUGUGUAUUGGGGAAAAUAGCUGAAAGUCUAAUCUUUUACCAUUUAGACUUUGUUAUUUCCUUGUAUAAAGUUACAAAUCUCUGCUCUUGUAUCAGUGCCAGCUGUAAUUAUUUUGAAUACAGUGGCUGCCUUCUAUGUCUUCCUAUUUUUGAUAAUGCAGAUUGUUGGGGAUUCUAUAAGGAAGUAACUGAUUAGAGGCAAAUCCUGUUUUGCUUGUUUCUUCUUUUUCCUCCCUUUUCUCAUCUAAGAACACAUGCCAGUGUAACUUUGAAAAAAAAAAUGAGGUCAUGUUUGCCCUGGAUAUAAAAAUUUGAGAACAAAUUGAUUUAAAAUAUGUAUAUGAGUAAAUGAUGUUCACAGAUAAAUCAGACAGAUACUUUUUGUCUCUUUUGUUUAAUUUUAGAAUAAUGUUUUUUCAUUGAUCUUUGGAUUUCAGAAAACAUGUAGGCUAAAGUGACUAGUGGCAGAUGGUAAGAAAUAAUGAGAAACUUAGAAAUAAUGAAGAAAAUCAGGGCUAACUCCAUUUCUCUGUUACACUGGUAAUCGUUUUGAAUGGGAAUUGAUUUACCUCAGUGUUUAACAGUUUUUUUUUUAAAUAAUAACCAAUUGUCAAGCACUGAUAGAGAUGCAGAAUUGGAUUGGGGGGGGGGGGAGGGCAAAGUGGUCACCUUUGAACUGCAGUGCGUUUGUGUGUUUGGGACCCUCAGAGACCUCUGCAUUCAAGGGUUCUUGAGGCUGACUUGCAAAUUAACUAAAAUUUUAAAAUAACUUUUUUUCCAUUGUAAAUAUUUCUGUAAAUACUCUCAAUUGGAAAUUAGAACAGUAGAGUACUUUUCUGAAUCCAAUCCUAUUUUUAUUUUAUACAGUAUUUCUCAGCUGUGAUCUUUGGAGCAAAAGCCAACGGCAGGAAAAAAUAGUUUGUACCAGUUUCAUGAAGUAUGUCUUUGGGUUUUUGUAAAUAAUUUUAACUCAAAUAAAAUUGCUACUUUCAAUAUA